Molecule: messenger RNA, 1725 nt
Organism: Entamoeba dispar SAW760
Lineage: Eukaryota; Evosea; Mastigamoebida; Endamoebidae
Exons: 2
Coding region: 1-1725 (574 amino acids)
Source: RefSeq, a predicted model, not a curated record
AUGUUUAUUUAUAUUUCUUAUUAUUCUUAUUUAUUCUUAUUAUUUAUUUAUUUCUUAUUUUUCUAUUUUAUUUAUUUUCAUUUGAUUCUUAUUUUCAUUUCUUUAUCAGAAACUGUCCCUACUUUUGACUUUGUUCAAACUUCUUCUACUUCUUCUACUCAACCAAUUUCACAAUCCCCUUCUAUUCAACCACAACCUAUUAUAAAGAAUAAAUAUGAUAUUUUAGCACAAAUUCAACUAGAACAACAACAACAACCAUCUUCAAUAACUACUAACUCUGUUUUUGAUUUUGUUGAUUCAAAACAAGUUUCUCCUCAGUCUUGUAUUCAACUCACUAAUCCUCCUCCUCAAAAACCAUCUCAACAAUUCCAAACAACAUUUGAUUUCAAUCAAUCUUCUUCUCAACCAGUUGUGUCUCAAUCAACAAACAAACAUGAACAAGUAUUUGACUUUGGUCAAACAACAUUUGAUUUUACUACAAACAAUCAUCCAAAGGUUACUCCAACAAAUACAUCGCCAUUCACUUUUGACAAAAACUCAUCUUUCAAUGAAGCAUCAACCCAAUCACAACAACUACCAAUUAAGGUUAUCCCUCCAAAAGUCAGUCCUCAACAUAACUCUAUUAAUAAUGACUCUUCUAAAGAAAUCACCCAGAACCCUUUAAGCAAACCUCAAACACCAGAAACAUUUGACUUUAACUCAAGUAUUCCUAAACCACAACCUGCUUCUGUCAUUAGAUCAAGAACAAACACAUUUAAUUUUGACCAACCAAAACAACCUUCUACAAAUAGUCAAACAUUUGACUUUGGAGAGAAUUCUUUAGAAGAAACGAAAGGCAUACAAGAAACAACCCCAAAAACUAAUGUUUUAACAAACGAACAACCAAAUGAAACAAAUCAAGCACAAAAAGAAGAUAAUAAAAAACAAGAAAAAGAAUCUAGUGUAGAAGUUAAGAAACCAUUAAAUUACAACAACUUGUAUGACAUUCUUGGUGGGAUUAAUGAAGAACCAAAACAAGAGGCUAAAACAGAAAUGGGUGGAGUUAGUCAUCAAGAAGAAACACCAGAAAACAAACAAAACAAAAACAUUAAAAGACAAAGUUCUGAAUUAAUGGAAAUUGAUAGCACAUUUAAUUUUGAUAAUAAAAAGGAAGAAGAGUACGUCGAUAAUCCAUUUGGUGAAGUUAGUGAUGAUGAAUUAAAAGAAGUCGAUAUUCCUACGAUGAAGUUUGAAUCAAACAAUAAACCAGCAACAAAUAAUCUAUUCUCAUUUGAUUUAGAUGAACCAAAAAAAGAAAAUCAAAACCUUUUUAAUUUCGAAGAGUCUGCAGAAGGACCAACCAAAGAAGUUGAUGACUCAUUUGUUACAAAUGAAAAUGAACCAUCUGUAGAUAAUCCAUUUGAGUCGAACAAUACACAACCAAAUAAAGUGCCAAAUCUCCCAGAAGUUGAUAAUCCUUUUAAAUGUAUUGAAGAAAAACAAAACAGUCAAAGCCCAGUUGUAGUAGAUAAUCCUUUUGAUUUUACUGAUUCAUCUAACCAACUUAACCAACAAGACCAAAUAGUGGAUAACCCUUUUAACUUCUCAGGCAGUGAAAAUGCAAAAGAAGAAAAAGAAGUCGACAACCCAUUUGGGAACUUCGAAGAGUCUAAAAGCGAAACAUUACCAGAAAUUGAUAAUCCUUUUGAAUCUUCAUCAAACGCAAAUACUUUGUUCCAAUUCUAA